This is a messenger RNA of Haliotis rufescens (red abalone), 7250 nucleotides long. RefSeq lists its product as uncharacterized. The record is from RefSeq and is a predicted model, not a curated record. NCBI's taxonomy places the organism in Eukaryota, Metazoa, Mollusca, Gastropoda, Lepetellida, Haliotidae. The transcript has 2 exons. Bases 1974 to 2900 code for a protein of 308 amino acids.
ACUUUUAAAAAAAAUAAAAAUUUCUGGCACAAAAAUUACACAGCUGCAAGGUUUUUUUCUGAAAAAGAAUAUUCAGACUCAUAGCUUUAAAAAAAAAUAUAUCUGGUUUUGCAGAUGUGGAUGAAAAAAUAUCUAAUCUCCUGACAAAAACCUAGCCCCCUGAUUAUCAAAUAGUCUGAUAAAAACUGAAGCCAGUUUCCCAUGCUGUUAACAUAUUUCACAAGUCAAUGACUUUAUUUAUUUAAAGUUUAUUUAUUUAUGAGUGGCAGCUUUAAUAGAGUCAAUGUCAAAACCUAGAAUACACCCUUAGCAUGCUGGGGUUUCUAUCAAACAUAGUUCAGGAAGUGGGUGGUUGAUGAGUGUGACAGACUCCACUCUGUGAGGAAUCUCGUGUGUCUGGUGCAUGGUGCAGCUCACGGCUGACGCCAAUGUUGCCAGUGUCGGGGAGAAGUUGUCUCCCUUUGCCCAGGUCUCCCAUUGUGUUGUUGCUAGUGCAGUCAGUUCUUGAUAUAAUGACAAGCUUGUUGUCUUGAUACACAUGACUUGUUAACUGCCAUUUGCAUUUUUAGUGUACAAAUUUUCAUAAAUGAAAUUAAUUUAAACAUUAUUUAUUUGAUAAAGUUUAAUACUCUUAAUGCAUCAGAACUUCAGAGAUCAUGUCCCCUGUUAUUUGACAGUUCAGCAAUGACACUGUUUGAUGAGACAUUCAAGUAACUAUAGGUCUGAAAACAAGCUAAAUGAUGGUCUGAGAGAUUACACAAGUACAACUGAUCUGAUACUCCAUCAAUCUCUUGUAUGUCAGUGUAUGUGUGUGUGUCAAAAUGAUAAGCUGCAUGUAGAAAUAUUAAAGUGGCAGUUACAGCCAUUGCACCAGUCAGAGACCAUAUAUUAUAUGGUCUCUGCACCAGUGAACUAUUAUGUUCAUCAUAGAGUUAUGUUCUGAGAGAAUAUCACAAUGCAUUUUAUCUGAGUCUCACUAAAUAGGAAAUGUUACAUCUUGAAAAGAUUUUUCAAACAGAUUUCACAAGGAAUCCACCGUAGUCUGCUUGCUUAGCUUAUGUUUGGUUGUCAGUAUUCAUUUUCUUGUGUUAUUCUAGGUCAACAAGUUUGUGACCAAUGUCUCCUGUUCUAGGUAUCUGUGUGAGUUUCUCAACUCUGUAUUUAUUUAUCUUGGAACAGAAUUAAGUUACUUGUUUGUACACUGUUGUUACAUCCUAUAUAGUUAUUCCUAUAUUCUUUCUAUUUUGUCAGUGAUUUUUUUCACAUUUCCCUGAAUGAUUUGCAUCAAUAAAUUUAACUAGGUGCUGAUAUUGACCAGGAACACGGUAAUAGCAACCACAUAGGUGGUGAGGAAUUAAAUAACAUAGUAUUUUACCUUGUCGGGACUCCUAUCAGAUACUAACUGACCCGGAUUAAGAGCACAGACACAAAUGUCCUAACUAGCUGGCUGGUAACACAAUAAGAGAGUGAUUAGUGACACGGAUGGGUCACAUGGUACUGGUGCACCUGCGCGUGAGAGGAUGCGUAUGGGGAGAUGUUUUUCUGUUCUCCGGGAACACAGCACGUGAACUUUCCACUAGCUUGAGGGAAGAAGCGAUAAGCAUGUAGUAAAAGACGUUUUUACCAUAAAAACUUCAUUAUUCAGUCUUGUGGACACUGCAUUUUUGCUGCAGACAAGCAGAGGUGUAUGUUAUUUUCCAAUGACCCUUGUACAUCCUCACGUUGAUGUGAAGACAAUCAGUAUGUUAUUCAUAGUUGCCAUAGCGUUUCAGUACCCAGCAUGGCUUUAAGCCUACUUGCAGUGGGUGAAUGUAGUUUGUGUUCCCAGACAGACAAAGCUGAAGAACAAGGGCAGAUAUGCAGGGUGCCAUGGCCAGAGUUAGGCUGUCCCACACACUGCUGCAUGCUGCUUGCUAUUGUUCACAUGCCAAACUGGCCAAGUUGACAUCAGAACCAACAGUAUAUACAGAUUGAUGAGCCAUUUUGUAAUUCUCAGUGCCCCCACCAUCUUUGAAUCCUUACAACUGCUACACCCCUCUACAUUAUUUGCAGCCUGGUUUGCUAUUGGUUAUAAGUACUUGCCUGACAUAACAUCAAGUGUAUGUAACAUUGUGGUACUAGUAUGUUUGCUGAGUGUAUGUAACAUUGUGGUACUAGUAUGUUUGCUGAGUGUAUGUAACAUUGUGGUACUAGUAUGUUUGCUGAGUGUAUGUAACAUUGUGGUACUAGUAUGUUUGCUGAGUGUAUGUAACAUUGUGGUACUAGUAUGUUUGCUGAGUGUAUGUAACAUUGUGGUACUAGUAUGUUUGCUGAGUGUAUGUAACAUUGUGGUACUAGUAUGUUUGCUGAGUGUAUGUAACAUUGUGGUACUAGUAUGUUUGCUGAGUGUAUGUAACAUUGUGGUACUAGUAUGUUUGCUGAGUGUAUGUAACAUUGUGGUACUAGUAUGUUUGCUGAGUGUAUGUAACAUUGUGGUACUAGUAUGUUUGCUGAGUGUAUGUAACAUUGUGGUACUAGUAUGUUUGCUGAGUGUAUGUAACAUUGUGGUACUAGUAUGUUUGCUGAGUGUAUGUAACAUUGUGGUACUAGUAUGUUUGCUGAGUGUAUGUAACAUUGUGGUACUAGUAUGUUUGCUGAGUGUAUGUAACAUUGUGGUACUAGUAUGUUUCCUGAGUGUAUGUAACAUUGUGGUACUAGUAUGUUUGCUGAGUGUAUGUAACAUUGUGGUACUAGUAUGUUUGCUGAGUGUAUGUAACAUUGUGGUACUAGUAUGUUUGCUGAGUGUAUGUAACACUGUGGUACUAGUAUGUUUGCUGAGUGUAUGUUUGUGUAGGCACAGAUUGUCAGGAACUGAACAAGGUCUGGGUAUGUCUUACACCAUCAGUGGAGAUUGUUAUUAGAUAUUUUUGUGAAAUAUUCCACCAAAUGCCAAAACAGCUUGUAUGAAAGUAUUGUUGUGUUAUGUGAUUGGGAAGGUCAUGAAGGUUGCUGGCAGUAGAGGGCUGUGACGGGGAUGUAGGGUGCUCGCAGUAGAGGGCUGUGACAGGCGUGUAGGGUGCUGGCAGUAGAGGGCUGUGACGGGAAUGUAGGGUGCUGACAGUAGAGGGCUGUAACGGGGAUGUAGGGUGCUGACAGUAGAGGGUUGUAACGGGGAUGUAGGGUGCUGACAGUAGAGGGCUGUGACAGGGAUGUAGGGUGCUGGCAGUAGAGGGCUGUGACAGGGAUGUAGGGUGCUGACAGUAGAGGGCUGUGACAGGGAUGUAGGGUGCUGGCAGUAGAGGGCUGUAACGGGGAUGUAGGGUGCUGACAGUAGAGGGCUGUGACAGGGAUGUAGGGUGCUGACAGUAGAGGGCUGUGACGGGGAUGUAGGGUGCUGGCAGUAGAGGACUGUGACAGGGAUGUAGGGUGCUGGCAGUAGAGGGCUGUGACAGGGAUGUAGGGUGCUGGCAGUAGAGGGCUGUAACGGGGAUGUAGGGUGCUGGCAGUAGAGGGCUGUGACAGGGAUGUAGGGUGCUGGCAGUAGAGGGCUGUAACGGGGAUGUAGGGUGCUGGCAGUAGAGGGCUGUGACAGGGAUGUAGGGUGCUGGCAGUAGAGGACUGUGACAGGGAUGUAGGGUGCUGACAGUAGAGGGCUGUGACGGGGAUGUAGGGUGCUGGCAGUAGAGGGCUGUGACAGGGAUGUAGGGUGCUGACAGUAGAGGGCUGUGACAGGGAUGUAGGGUGCUGGCAGUAGAGGGCUGUGACGGGGAUGUAGGGUGCUGGCAGUAGAGGGCUGUGACGGGGAUGUAGGGUGCUGGCAGUAGAGGGCUGUGACAGGGAUGUAGGGUGCUGACAGUAGAGGGCUGUGACGGGGAUGUAGGGUGCCGACAGUAGAGGGCUGUAAUAGGGAUGUAGGGUGCUGGCAGUAGAGGGCUGUGACGGGGAUGUAGGGUGCUGGCAGUAGAGGGCUGUGACGGGGAUGUAGGUUGCUGACAGUAGAGGGCUGUGACGGGGAUGUAGGGUGCUGACAGUAGAGGGCUGUGAUGGGAAUGUAGGGUGCUGGCAGUAGAGGGCUGUGACGGGAAUGUAGGGUGCUGGCAGUAGAGGGCUGUGACGGGGAUGUAGGGUGCUGACAGUAGAGGGUUGUAACGGGGAUGUAGGGUGCUGACAGUAGAGGGCUGUGACAGGCGUGUAGGGUGCUGACAGUAGAGGGCUGUGACAGGCGUGUAGAGUGCUGACAGUAGAGGGCUGUGACAGGCGUGUAGAGUGCUGACAGUAGAGGGCUGUGACAGGCGUGUAGAGUGCUGACAGUAGAGGGCUGUGACAGGCGUGUAGAGUGCUGACAGUAGAGGGCUGUGACAGGCGUGUAGAGUGCUGACAGUAGAGGGCUGUGACAGGCGUGUAGAGUGCUGACAGUAGAGGGCUGUGAUGGGGAUGUAGGGUGCUGGCAGUAGAGGGCUGUGACAGGGAUGUAGGGUGCUGGCAGUAGAGGGCUGUAACGGGAAUGUAGGGUGCUGGCAGUAGAGGGCUGUAACGGGGAUGUAGGGUGCUGGCAGUAGAGGGCUGUAAUAGGGAUGUUGGGUGCUGGCAGUAGAGGGCUGUAACAGGGGAUGUAGGGAUGUAGGCAUGUUGGGAUGACGUUUCUGCACAUAGACAUCAAUCACCCUGUGAAUUAAAACAUGUAGUAUGAGGAACAACAGUCACGUUUCUGCUGGUUUCCACAGCAUGACUGCAGUUGAAGGUAUAUGCCACUUCAUGGUGCCAUGUAGCCAUUAUAACCAGUAACACCUCAAAGCAGUUUUCCUAAAUGACCAAACCUGAUCCCGACAAGGUGCCCCAUGGUAGCCGGUAGAGCUGUCACAUGUUUGUAAAUGACAGUACCCACAGUAAUAUUACCAACAGCUCUAGGCCUCCCAUAUAUACUGUACCAAGACCGCAGAUAGUGCUACAAACCCAUGGCAAUAGUUUGAUGGGCCACCAUUAUAAAUAUCUGUUAUGGGCAGUGCAACCCAUUUAUAUGAAAGGGUGGUUAGUUAGGUGGAGAAUUUUAUGUUUUUCAUCCAAACCAUCAAAUGAUUGUGGUCGGACAGACACAUGCUAUUAUAAUAACAUAUAUUAUAACUGUCCAAAAUCUUCUUCAUUGGGGCUGUUUUGCAGGGUGGAGCAGAUUGUCCUAAAGCUUUUGUCAUUGUGGCCAGGAGUGGUGUAUUUUAGGACAACACACCAUGAGAAGGCAUGUCAUUGAAACAGCAAUAGCUGAACAUGUCUGAAUUGGAUUUCUUGGUGCAGUGACAUAGUUUUAAUAUGUAUGCUCCUGUCAGUAUCAAUGACUAUUUUCUGACAAACAUUGAUCAAACUGUUAAGGUCCACAAUAAGUGGAUGUUUUAAAAUCACUCUUAUUCCUGUGGCAACGUUGCUUCAAAUUCCAAUAUGGUUGCUUCUUGUGUUGAUAUUGUAAUAACUGAUUCAGAUGUUAUGUAAAAGUCUAUUCUAAGGAGAGAUUACUAUGGCCUAAAUCUUUGUGAGGCAGCCUGUGUUUGGCAACAUACGGGAGGACCUCAGUAUUGAUAACCUUCAUUACUGGAAAAUCUUAUAUCCGUAGAUUCGACAGAACAAACCACUUGUUUGUGUUGGCUUAUUUGAUGGAACUGGUGAAGCCCUUUAUGUUAGAUAUAAUUCCUGAGGAAGGCCUUUAUGUUAGAUGUAAUUCCUGAGGAAGGCCUUUAUGUUAGAUAUAAUUCCUGAGGAAGGCCUUUAUGUUAGAUGUAAUUCCUGGUGAAGGCCUUUAUGUAAGAUAUAAUUCCUGGUGAAGGCCUUUAUGUUAGAUAUAAUUCCUGGUGAAGGCCUUUAUGUUAGAUGUAAUUCCUGGUGAAGGCCUUUAUGUAAGAUGUAAUUCCUGGUGAAGGCCUUUAUGUAAGGCGUAAUUCCCGGUGAAGGACUUUAUGUUAGGUUAAUUCCCGGUAAAGGCCUUUAUGUUAGAUGUAAUACCUGGUGAAGGCCUUUAUGUUAGAUGUAAUUCCUGGUGAAGGCCUUUAUGUUAGAUAUAAUUCCUGGUGAAGGCCUUUAUGUUAGAUGUAAUUCCUGGUGAAGGCCUUUAUGUAAGAUGUAAUUCCUGGUGAAGGCCUUUAUGUAAGAUGUAAUUCCUGGUGAAGGCCUUUAUGUAAGGCGUAAUUCCCGGUGAAGGACUUUAUGUUAGGCGUAAUUCCCGGUAAAGGCCUUUAUGUUAGGUGUCAUUCCCGGUGAAGGUCUUUAUGUCAGGUGUCAUUCCUGGUGAAGGCCUUUAUGUUAGAUGUAAUACCCGGUGAAGGCCUUUAUGUUAGGCGUAAUUCCUGGUGAAGGCCUUUAUGUUAGGCGUAAUUCCCGGUAAAGGCCUUUAUGUUAGAUGUAAUACCCGGUGAAGGCCUUUAUGUUAGGCGUAAUUCCCGGUAAAGGCCUUUAUGUCAGAUGUAAUACCCGGUGAAGGCCUUUAUGUUAGGCAUAAUUCCUUGUGAAGGUCUUUAUGUUAGGUGUAAUUCCUGGUGAAGGCCUUUAUGUCAGGUGUCAUUCCUGGUGAAGGCCUUUGUGUCAGGUGUCAUUCCUGGUGAAGACCUUUAUGUCAGGUGUCAUUCCUGGUGAAGGCCUUUAUGUCAGGUGUCAUUCCUGGUGAAGGCCUUUAUGUCAGGUGUCAUUCCUGGUGAAGGCCUUUUUAUGUCAGAUGUAACUCCCAGUAUAGGCCUUUAUGUCAGGUGUAAUUCCUGGUGAAGGCCUUUAUGUUAGGUGUCAUUUCUGGUGAAGGCCUUUAUAUCAGGUGUAAUUCCUGGUGAUGGCCUUUAUGUCAGAUGAAAUUCCCGGUGAAGGCCCUUAUGUUAGAUGUUAUUCCUGGUGAAGGCCUUUAUGUGAGAUGUAAUUCGUGGUGUUAGAUGUAAUCCUGACGAAGGUAGAGAUGUUAGAUGUAAUUCUUUGUGAAUGCCGUGAUGUUAGUGAGGAAACAAAUCUUCCUUCAGUUUGUUCUUCCAUGUCCAGCUGUGAAGUGUGAUGGUCAAGUGUGAUGUUAACUGACCACGAGUUACCAGCAUUAACUGUAGCCCCUAGAGGCUUCUAGUACAUAGGUAUGUGAUAUACACUUCUAGUACAAAGAUAUGUGAUAUACACUUCUAGUCCAUAGAUAUGUGAUAUACACUUCUAGUCCAUAGAUAUGUGAUAUACACGGAGCUUAGAGAUGGUUUUUGUUUCAAGCCUGUAUUUUUAUAGAUAUACUCUAGAUUCUGCAAUAAAGCUUGCUGCAUUUGUCA